Molecule: messenger RNA, 1312 nt
Organism: Fomitopsis serialis
Lineage: Eukaryota; Fungi; Basidiomycota; Agaricomycetes; Polyporales; Fomitopsidaceae
Exons: 2
Coding region: 213-1115 (300 amino acids)
Source: RefSeq, a predicted model, not a curated record
CCUACAACUCAAGAAUCGGUGCCGGUCGGUGAGUCGCAGGCGGACUAUCAGUCAUUACAUUCCCAUUAACCAAUGGACACCGCGCACACAGCCUGAUUUUUGUUGUCUUUUCUCAUUUCUCUUACGCCCCUCUACAUUUCACGACUUCCUCCACGACUGUCUGCGAACCUCAUCCUUGGUCUCAUCUCUCACACCCACCCCUCUGCACAACCAUGCGCACUUCCGCUUUCAUUAUCCUUGCCGCCGCCCUCGCCACGGUCUCGUCCGCCGUAGCCGUGCCCGUCAACUCCGCCAGCAGCGUGCCCGAGCACCACACGCACCGCCCAGAGAACACUGUCGCGCACCAUCCGCACGUGCACGCGGCACACGCCAUCCCGGAGGGCAGCCGCACAUGGCAGACCGGCGCCGACUUCAGGUUUGUCAAGUCGCACGCCGGGCGCGAGGAUUCGGAGGAGCUCGUACGGCGCCACAAGAUCACCACGGGAGGGUCGGCGCACGACGCGCAUGUCGCUCAAUCCGGUGGAAGGGGACACGGCAGACGCAGCAAGAUCACCGGGGGGAGUUCUGAGCACGACGCACACGUCGUUCACUCCGGCGGGAGGGGACACGGCAGGCGCGACGAAGAGCUUGCCCGGCGCCACAAGAUCACCGCGGGAGGCUCGGCGCACGACGCGCACGUCGCCCACUCCGGUGGACACGGCAGACGUAGCAAGAUCACUGGGGGGAGCUCUGAGCACGAUGCGCAUGUCGCCCACUCCGGCGGGAGGGGUCACGGUAGGCGCGACGAAGAGCUUGCCCGGCGCCACAAGAUCACCGCGGGAGGCUCGGCGCACGACGCGCAUGUCGCCCUCUCCGGUGGAAGGGGACACGGCAGACGCAGCAAGAUCACCGGGGGGAGUUCUGAGCACGACGCACACGUCAUUCACUCCGACGGCAGGGGCCACGGCAGACGCGAGGACUUCGAGGAGCUUGCCCGCCGUAAGGUCAGCUGGAAGGGCCUGGCGCACGACGCCCCCUCCGCGUUCCGCGCCGGAGCGAGGAUCUACCACGACAUCAAGGGCAAGCGCGACGACGAGCUUGCUCGUCGCCUGCUCACCUGGGAGCCUGAGGCUUGAAGUUGAAUGUUCCAAUUUGCGCUUCACGCCCCGCGUUCCUUGCCAGUGUGCGCGAUUUCGCCUGACAGGAACUCGGAUGGGAUCCACAGGGAUGCGUAGUCGAUGGGGACCGCGAUGUACUACUACGUUUGCUGCCGGACAUGGUACAGUCAGUAGAGUGUUUGCCCUAGAGAAUAUAAUCGCACAUUGAGCAGCUC